CCUCCUCCGCGCCCGGCCAGGCGGCGGCCUCUCCAGCCAUCACGUAGAUUCCCAGGAAGAGAAGCAGUAGAAGGAAGCCUGGGGGCGCACGGCUCCGGGGCGCAGCAGCACCGCCGGACGCAUGGAGCCCAACGUGCGCUUCUGGAUCACGGAACGCCAAUCUUUUAUUCAGAGGUUUCUUCAGUGGACAGAGUUAUUGGAUCCUACAAAUUUGGUCAUUUCAGUUGGAAAAAUAGAGAAAUCAAGGCAACUAUUGUUAACAAAUGGAGAUGCAGCUAUUCGUGACUUGGAGGACCAAAAGAUACGCGAAGCUUGGAAGAGAAGUCUGUCAGCCGUGCACCCCGACGACAGCAAACUGAUCCCCGUCCCUUUCCGACCUGCAGCUCUCCUGCCUUUCAUGACGCCCAUGGUAUUUUUGUCCCUGGUGCCGGGGAAAAGCCUCAAGUCCAUGAUUUUACCUCAGCUGUCUCUCUGCAGCUACAGCGCAGCAUUCAACAUCAUCAACGGAAACGCCAGUUACAAUCGUCACCUAUAUGAGAGUGUAUUGCUAGGGGCAGGAGCCGUUGCUUCUACAACCUUUUUUGCAUUAGUCCCUCAUUUACUCCUAAUAAAGUAUGAGCUGAAAAACAUUUUGCUAAGAAGAGCCUUGCCUGUCGUCAUUCUCGCCCACGUCAGUGCACUGAAUGUUCUUGCAUCCCGAAGUUUGGAGACUACGCGAGGGAUCGAGGUCAUGGACAAGGAAGGCAAGGUCAUAGGCUAUUCCAGAAAAGCCGGGGCAAAGGCCGUUAAAGACACAGCCGCAUCCAGAGCCAUGCUGUUUGGCACCUCGGCUUUGAUUCCCGAAGUCUUCUCACACUUUUAUAAACAGACCCAGUUAUUCGUGCGAUUCCCACAGUCCUUGUGGACCUUGAAGCUGUCUUGUACCAUCUUGGCAAUGGGGCUGAUGGUGCCGGUUUCCUUUAGCGUCUUCCCCAAUAUCGAACGGAUACAGUGUGGUAAACUGGAAGAGGAGAUCCAGUCUGCAACAGAAGAGACAGAACUCUUCUAUAACAGAGGGGUGUAGGGGUGAGUUCAGUAUUUUACACAGUUAAUGGAGAAUCACGGUCACAGAGCUCUGCAUCGGUCCUCAGCGAUACGUUCAGACACACAGUCAGACUUUCAGCAUUUGUUCGGCUGCAGCUAGAUGGUAAAGAAAGUUUUCUGUGGCUGGUGGAAAUCGUCUCUGCUUCAGUGCCUCCAGGUUGAGAACUAGCUUUUCUCCAUCACCUGAAGCUUCCGAAAACGGUGCCAGGUUGGCGAAGAUUUCUUUUGUUUUCAGGGAAAUAUCCUUUAAUAAAAACAGGAAAACAUGCAAUAUGUUAGCACCAAAAUGA
Messenger RNA from Artibeus jamaicensis (Jamaican fruit-eating bat), 1373 nucleotides. RefSeq names its product sideroflexin 4 (gene SFXN4). Gene Ontology annotation, cellular component: mitochondrial inner membrane. The record is from RefSeq and is a predicted model, not a curated record. Lineage: Eukaryota; Metazoa; Chordata; Mammalia; Chiroptera; Phyllostomidae. Gene Ontology annotation, molecular function: monoatomic ion transmembrane transporter activity. The coding region runs from base 122 to 1063 and encodes 313 amino acids. Gene Ontology annotation, biological process: mitochondrial transmembrane transport; monoatomic ion transport. The transcript is spliced from 15 exons.